UCUAUUAACCCUAAUUCUUCUGCGAGCGGCGAGGAAAGAAGCGACUUUCGGGCAAACGGAGGCGGCGGCGACGGCGGCGAGGGCGAGGGCGAUGGAGGGAGGUCUUGUCGCUAGGGCUAGGGGUUGAAGAAGGGAAGGAGAGGAAGAAACCCUGGGCGAUCGAUUUCCGAGAGUCGUAAGCCUCAAUGGCUCGGCAGGACAACCCUUUCGCCCUCCUGGGUGAGGACGACGACGGCAGCGACGUUACGGUGCUCAUCGCCAAGGUCGAGGCCAAGAUCUCGACGACGGCAGCGCCGCCGGCCCCGGAGCAGCAGAAGCCGAAGGCCGGUGUCGAUGGCUUCCAUUCGAAGCCUCUCCCUCCUUCCGAAUAUGUGAGGACGGAAAGGGGUAGAGGGAGAGGUGGCCGCGGCCGAGGUUUGGGAAGAGCUGUGUUUAGAUCUCGUGGUGGGGGUGCUGGCGAUGAAGCAGAUGGGCAGUUUGGGAACGGUGCGUCCAGGGCUUUUGAUGGCGAUUCUAAUGGACGUAGUCGGGGACGUGGUGGUGGUAGAGGAGGAAGGGGGCGUGGAAGGGGCAGGGGAUUCUAUGAAGAGCGGGGAUUUGGUAACGAGAAUCAGAAUAAUGGAGGGAACGAGAACCAAGGCCAGGGAGGAGAUGGGUUGGAGGAGCGGGGUGAGGUCCAGGGCAAAUAUUACGGUUCUGGUGAGAAUCGCCCUCCCAGAUAUGAGAAUGGGAAGUUUGGUGAAGAGGGAAGGAAUUCAGAUUGGGAGGAGAAGGGGUACAGUGGUGAUGGCCGUGGGUUUAGAGGUGGGGAGCGCCGUGGGGGAAGGGGUUAUACUGGUCGUGGGUUUAGGGGUGGUGAGGGCCGCAGAUAUGGUGGGCGUGAUGGAACUCGGAACUUAUCUGAAAAUAAGGAAGCUCCUGCUGAUGGAACGGAGCAAGCUGUGAAUGAUGCCCCUAGUGGUGAUGGUGCAACUGGAUGGGACAUGCCUGCAACGAAUGAUGUAUCGAAGGAUGCAGAGCCUGAGCAAGUAAAUCCUGAGAAAGUGGUUUCUGAAGAUGCUUCUGAGAAGAAGAUGCCUGAGGAAGAGGAUAACUCAAUGACCCUUGAUGAAUAUGAAAAGUUGCUUCAAGAGAAGCGGAAAGCUUUAGAAGCUUUGAGGACUGUGGAGAGAAGGGUUGUUGUGGACAAGGAAUUUGAGGGAAUGCAGUUGGUUGAGAAAAAGAAGGAUGAUGAACUCAAGCUGAAAGUCGAAAAGGACAAGCUCAAGAAGAAGGAUAAUGUUGAAAAGGAAGAGAAAGUUCGCAAGUCGGUGAGCAUAAAUGAGUUCCUGAAGCCUGUGGAGGGUGAGAGGUAUGUUGGGCCUGCAUCUGCUCGUGGACGUGGUGGUGGUAGAGGUCGUGGUCGUGGAGAGCGUGGUGGAUUUAGAGGUGGUUAUGGAGGUCGUGGACGCGUCGCUCCUGCACCUUCCAUUGAAGAUCCUGGCCAAUUUCCAAUUUUGGGGGCAGUUGCUAAGGCAUGAUUUUGUCAGUGGUUAGGUUUUUGUUUUAUUUCAUCUUCCUUCUCCUACUUCUCUUUUUGGGUUAUGGAUCUACAUCAGGUACUUUGUAGUUUUAUAUCAAUCUUAUGGAGGUGUCAGGGACUUCAGGUAAUGCUGACAUUUUUGUUUGUGUGUCUGGGAACACCUUUCAUAUAUAUGGCGAUAUUAUUUUUUUAUUUUUGACGUUCAACCUAGCAAAUAUCAUUAUUAUACUGGUGUUCGUGGUA
This is a messenger RNA of Phoenix dactylifera (date palm), 1765 nucleotides long. RefSeq lists its product as uncharacterized. NCBI's taxonomy places the organism in Eukaryota, Viridiplantae, Streptophyta, Magnoliopsida, Arecales, Arecaceae. The record is from RefSeq and is a predicted model, not a curated record. Gene Ontology annotation, molecular function: RNA binding. Gene Ontology annotation, cellular component: cytoplasm; nucleus.